Messenger RNA from Stereum hirsutum FP-91666 SS1, 1848 nucleotides. RefSeq lists its product as uncharacterized. The transcript is spliced from 14 exons. The record is from RefSeq and is a predicted model, not a curated record. The coding region runs from base 1 to 1848 and encodes 615 amino acids. NCBI's taxonomy places the organism in Eukaryota, Fungi, Basidiomycota, Agaricomycetes, Russulales, Stereaceae.
AUGGACUCAAAACCCCCACCAGCGCCACUCCCAUCCUCAGGUGGUCCAGGCCCACCACUCAACCGCACAAAAUCGUACCUCCAAUUUCGACCGAGACGGGCAAUAGCAUCGUUCGAGAAUUUGGUGGUAUUGGCGAAUUAUGAGGAGAGGCUGAAGGAGGCGAGGAAGAUGGUGUGGAGGGAUAGAGGGGAGCCGGCCGUGGAGGUGGGCGAUUUGUGGGAGUGUUUGGAACAUGGGACGAGAGGCGGAUUGAGAGCGGCCACGUUGGCGUUUGCGAUACGGUCGGGGAUCAACUUUUUUAUUCUUAUGGCUAGGAUCAAGAACUUUCCGAGAAAGCACCGAAUAAGUUACAUCCAACAUGCCCUCUUCGGACCAGAUUCGUUCAGAGCGGCUGCUAUGCUUGGCAGUUUCGUGACAUUGUAUAAAUUUCUACUGAACGCCUUCCCCAUCCUCUUCCCUCCAAACCUUCCCCUCUCCGCUCAACUCUCCCGUCUCGCCUCGCUGGACUUCACGUCUAUCCGUUCUCCCUCCUACCUAACCUCCCUCUCAUACCCACCCACACCCACCUCCAACCUCAGACCCAACUCACUACCAUCCUCCGCCCUCGACGACGAUGAUGAUGAAGACGACGAAACGCCCAGCCCCUCCUCUUCCCUGCUCACGAUCGACAGCCAACGAAUGAGAACAGGCGGUACACUUCUAGCGCACAGAAGAGCAAGGCUGAGCACGACGGCGCAGAUGCGCCAGGUUUGGGUGCGGAAGAAGACGAGGAGGUGGCAUGCGGUCGUCGCUGGUGCGAUUGCGGGAGGGUUGGCGAUUUUGUUUGAGAGGAGUAAGGGUGGACGGAGGACGGUUAUUGCGCAGCAGUUGUUUGUUAGAGGGCUGCAAGGAUCAUAUAACGCGUUCUCGACGAAGCAUAAUUUUAGUAUUCCGUAUGGGGAUGUUAUCGUGUUUUCGCUCUGCUGUGGACAGAUCCUCUAUGGCUUCCUGCUUCGGCCAGAUACACUUCCUAGAUCAUAUGUGACCUGGAUCAACCAGGCCGGAAAGAUCCCCGCAGAAGGCGUCAGCAUGAACCGUGACCUAGUCAGAGACGGAUUCUUCAAGCUCGAAGAUCUCGAGAGGGUCCUCGAGCGAAACGAAAUCCUCCCCUCGAACUCGACCGAGCUCGUCGCUCGUCUUACAGCUGCCACGGCCUUUGAGCCACCUAUAUGGGGGACGCGGUAUGGGCCGUGUGCGGCGGUGCAUCCUGCUGUGGAGUCGUGCUUGGCGGUUCCGGUGGAUAGGUGGAUGCUGCCGAUUUACGGUGCGCUGCACUUUAUACCGAUGAUGCUAUUCAAGAGGAAAGCGUUUGCCCAAGAGCCGGUCAAAAUGCUGGGGAGAGCAGGAUGGGGAACGAUGAGGAGUGCGGCGUUCUUGGGGACGUUCGUCGUGAUCUAUCAAUCUUUCUUCUGCUUCAAGCAUAACCUCUACGACCUCCUCCUGCGUCUCCGCACCCGCUCCCCGUCAGGAUCAUCAGGAUCAUUCAAACCGCCCCUCUGGCUCGUCAACCUCCUCAUCUCAAAACAGUCCUUCUGGCUCGGCGGACUCCUCUCGGGCCUAAGUCUAUUCGUCGAAGCGAAGAGAAGGAGAGGAGAGCUGGCUAUGUACGUGCUUCCGAAGGGUUUGGAGAGCGCGUGGGUCAUGGCGAGGGGGAAGGGGCUGGUGCCCAGAAGCGGGAGAGGGGAAGUUGGGGAGGCGGUGCUGACGGCCAUUGGAAUGGGGAUGGUUAUGAGCACAUACCAGCAUGACCCACAGCACCUCUCAGGCCUCGUUAGGCGGAUAUUGUACCAGUUUAUCGGACCGAACUGA